This is a messenger RNA of Rhincodon typus (whale shark), 841 nucleotides long. Its product is annotated as fish-egg lectin-like. The transcript has 3 exons. The annotation marks the transcript as partial. The record is from RefSeq and is a predicted model, not a curated record. NCBI's taxonomy places the organism in Eukaryota, Metazoa, Chordata, Chondrichthyes, Orectolobiformes, Rhincodontidae.
GAAAGUCCCUAAGAGUUGAACAGGAAACUUGAAAAUGGAAGUUUCGUUUCGGAGACAGGAACUAAUACCUUGGUUUGUUUCCUUGUCAGUGAAACCUGACCCUUUCUUUGCUUCAAAUUGGCAAUGUUUUCGCACCCAGCGACUUCCACAUCCGCGUCCCGGAGCAUUCGGAAGAACGUGUCCCACAGACUGACCCUCGGAGCUCAGGAACAGGAGGAGGCCAUUUAACGUCUCAAGCCUCUUCGACAUUCACCGCAUCCCCUCCCUCAUCUGCAAGCAACUUAUGGGCAACAUGAAGCAGAUCGAUGCUAGCAAUGGACAGGUGUAUGCAGUGGAUUUUAGAGGAAAUGUAUUCACCAGGAGGGGCAAUUUCUGGGCCACAAUUCCAGGAAACCUCCAGCAUGUCACUGUGGGUGCGUCAGGAGUCUGGGGAGUCGGCAAGAAUGGAAUACUUUACCGUCUGGUCGAUGGGUUCUGGGCCAUUCUGGCAGGGCAGCUCACUCAGGUAGAUGCUGGUGGGGACCAGAUUCUCGUUGGAGUUGACCGACGCCGCUCUGUCUUUUGCGCCAACAAGAGGGCAGCGGUUUCAGCGGCCAAUAGCAACAGCCCAUCUUACCACACCAUCCAGGGGAGAAUGAAAUAUUACUCAUGCGGGCCCAGAAGCUGCUGGGGCAUUAACGCCAUCGGCAACAUCUAUUGCCGAAUUCACGUAAAGCGCAAAUUUUGCACCGGGACCCAUUGGGUGAGGGUGCCUGGUCGAUUCUUGAUGGUGGAGGUUGGCACAGAUGGCACAGUCUACGGGAUCGGUCUCAAUGGGCAGCUCUACCGCAGGUACGGCAUA